Messenger RNA from Pocillopora damicornis (cauliflower coral), 2996 nucleotides. RefSeq lists its product as uncharacterized. Gene Ontology annotation, cellular component: membrane. The record is from RefSeq and is a predicted model, not a curated record. NCBI's taxonomy places the organism in Eukaryota, Metazoa, Cnidaria, Anthozoa, Scleractinia, Pocilloporidae.
AAUUCUGCGCGUGCAGCACAGAAGUUCUCGAAAUAAUGGUCUGUUCGAUAUAUUCGAAUGUUUGAAUAUGGUGGGUUGAAAUUAUAGCGAUGAAUUCCUACCCUGUCCUUCUUUUUCUUUCCCUUUUAAUCUUCCAGGGUAACCAAAAUAUAGGAGGUGUGGAACAUGACAUAGUAGAUGUCACAGACGGCCUUGAAUUACAGAAAGUUUUCGAUCAGUCUAACAGAGGACAGAUACCGACAGAGGCCACUUUAUCAAGUGCCGAGGAAAAAGAUUUGUUAGCAACGGAAAAUGACAGAGGGAGCCGAAACCUGCAUGAUAUCAGGUUGAAUAGAAAUUAUGAACUGAAGGGGCGAUUAAAUAUUGAUUCGGAUGGACUUGCAGAUCAAAAUCAAGCCACAAGGGACAGUGUUGCCAAAGUCGACAAAAUUAAGUUGGCUGAACCUGCAAAAGUUGGUGAAGCAGCUCAAUUGGAAUCUUUGAACGCAGGGACACCUUUCACUGCUGUUCCAGCUUCGAACUCCUCAUCUAUGCCGCCACAACCCUACAUCCUGAAAGUGAAGAACACGCCAGCCAGAGCUGAGUUAGACGACAUUUAUUUUUUAUUUAUAGUUAUUGGUUGUAGUGUGGCUGGCAUUGCAGGACUAGCACUAGCAGGAUACUGUUGGUACAAGCUCCACACGACUGCAAAAGCUGUAAGUGAAGCAGAAUAUUCAAGUUAUGGUGCAACAAAACAGGGUGGUCAAGUGUCCCAGGGUGACCAUAAACUUGAUUACAGUGCGGAAAUAUAUCAUUACCAACAGACAAAGAGUCAGCUUUCAGCCCUGGAAAAAGCUAGUGGUGUGAAGGGUGGCAUCAAAGGGGAAACUCUUGAUGAUGAUGAUAACAGUGACGAAGGAGAUGAUGAGGAUUAUACUGUGUACGAGUGUCAUGGGCUGGCUCCGACUGGUGAUAUGACAGUUGUUAACCCCUUGUUCAGUGAUCAAGAGGUAGUUGGAAGUGAUCAAGAUGGAAAUGGUGACAAGAGUGGAGCCAGUGGUCAGGGAUCUCCUGUGGCCCCGCGCCAUACAUUCACAGAGUCUUAAAUUAAUAUUAUAGCUAAUAACAAAUAUUAGUGCCACAGAGUUUAAGUUGUUUUAUUUUUCUGACCAGUGGUGGGAAUGUUUGUUAUAUAUGUCAUUUGUUUUGGGUCCUAAAAUUAUGUACCAGGGUGCAUCUUCAUGUUUCUUUUUUGAAAAUAAUAUUUUCCAUGUGUUUUAAAAACAACUGGUUUUCAAUAUGAAAUAAGAUAUCCUUCUAAAACUAUAAUUGUAUUCAUAAACAACUGUCUUUUGUAGUUUGGGUAUCUUCAGUUUCAAAGGGACUUUAUAUUUCUCAAAAUGUUGAUGCACCCCUAGAUUAAAUUGCCUUUUGGUGAAACCCAAGGAGUGAUGGUAGGUGACGUGAAUAAUAUCAUGGAGAAGAGUUUUAUACAAAAAAAAUUAUUGAAAAUUUCAAAUUAUAAUUUUUAUAUCUGGGUCUUUGGUACAAAAUUUCUGUUAAUCAUUAUAAAUUAUUUCACAUUUACCAAAUUGUAAAUAGUUAAUAAUAUCACUCUGGUGUUAAAGUUGCAAACCAGGUGAUCAGUGUUGGUGAUUGUAAUAAUGGUUUUACCAUUAAAAUAUCUUGUAUUCAUAUAUAAAAUGAUAGCAAUUAUUAUUAUUGGUAAAUUUUGAUUGUUGUGGAAAAGUGUGUUGUGUUACUUGAGGGACUGGUUGAUUAAAGUUGGUAACUAACAACCUUGUACUUCCACAAUAUAUUGGUUGGGCAAGAGUCAUUUGACAAGUCUGUAGAGAUAGUAAUUUCAUCUAUUAUAAUUAUUUUAAUAUUAAAUGAGACUUAAUGUUAAAAACUUCUAACAGGUAAUUGCAGUCUUUGCAACAAGGAUAUAAGUUACCAUCAACCGUUUAAGAUUUUGAACGAUUUUAAAGGAAGUUUUAAAAUUAUGCAUAAGAGCCAUUUGGUGAGUCAUGUUAGCUCUUGAGGGUGGCUAAGCAGUAAUAUACACAGUUAUUAUUAAUGUUAUUACUAUAAUAAUUAUUUUUUUUGGUAGUAGUGUUAUUUUUCUCAACAUAGUCCCUUGACAUCUAUGUGAGAACUAAUUUUAGGAAAUCAACUAUCUUUACAGACUUUUGUAUGGAAACUAAUUAUAACAAUUUAAUUUGUAAAUGACACCUUUAAGCUAAUUGAGAGCUUGGUUACACAGCACAGAUAACAACUUUGCUAUUGUUCUUUGCAAGAAAAUAAUUAGGUUGUGUCAGGGAUACUCUGUAGCUAUCUUGGUACCUAGUAAAAUGUCUGAUAAUCAAUUUUUAACAUGAAUUCAAAGGUAUUUUUGUGGCAUACAAAUCUUCGCGCAGAAAUUGUUUCAUCGUUUGCAAAAGUAGAAAAUACAGAAGAAGUAACAAAUUCUGUGAGUUAGAGGAACAAGAACAUUAAGAUGACUUAAAUGGUUUGGAAAUAAGAGACUUGAAAUUUAGGAACUCUGAUUCAUCAUAUAUUUCUUGUAUGACUUGUAGGUUUUUCAGUCGUUGCCACUACAGUAUUAAUUGUUAAAUUUUUCUCAGUAACUGUCUACAAGACAAGUAUAUUGUAAGGAGGUGGUGUUUAUACAUCACUCUUACAAUGAGUAAUAUUGAAGUUAACUGUAAUAACUUUGUUCAUAGGAACAGAAGAUUGAGUUGUUCCUCAGGAUACUGGUAUAUAUUUAUAUUUAAGGAAUACGAGACAAUCUAAGGUCAAUAAUAUUUGCCUGAUUGUUAAAAUAUUCUUGAAAGCUCUUGGGGUUAAGUUUUCUACAUGCUAUUCUUUGACUCAUUCGUAGUAGCUCAGUAAAAAGAGCUGUGUAACCAAGCUCCAUGAAUAUGUGUGACUUCUAGAGAUGUAGGGACACAGGUGGCUAAGAAUACACUAAAUAAUUCUGUAAACCCAUAAACUAUAAACAUAGCUUCCAUGGA